Macaca mulatta (Rhesus monkey) is the source of this 7807-nucleotide messenger RNA. RefSeq names its product cholinergic receptor nicotinic alpha 2 subunit (gene CHRNA2). The record is from RefSeq and is a predicted model, not a curated record. NCBI's taxonomy places the organism in Eukaryota, Metazoa, Chordata, Mammalia, Primates, Cercopithecidae. Gene Ontology annotation, biological process: monoatomic ion transmembrane transport. Gene Ontology annotation, cellular component: postsynaptic membrane. Gene Ontology annotation, molecular function: acetylcholine-gated monoatomic cation-selective channel activity; transmembrane signaling receptor activity.
CAGGCUGGAAAGUCACAGGCUCCUCCUCCUUCCCCUCCAGAGAGGCUGUGUGUGUGUGUGUGUGUGUGUGUGUGUGUGUGUGUGUGACAGAGAGAGCGGCGUGAGCCUGUGUGCUUGUGUGCUGAGUGCUGAGCCCUCAUCCCCUCCUGGGGCCAGGCUUGCGUUUCACCUGCUGAAUCGCUUGUGCUGGGCUGCCUGGGCUGUCAGUGGUGCCUGCAUGAAGCUGCUCUGGCUGCCAGAGCUGGACAGCCCCAGGAAAACCCACCUCUCUGCAGAGCUUGCCCAGCCGUCCCUGGGAAGCCAGCUGCCUCUCACGUAAGUCCUCCGCUCGACGGGGUGUCUCUAAACCCUCACUCUUCAGCCUCUGUUUGACCAUGAAAUGAAGUGACUGAGCUCUAUUCUGUACCUGCCACUCUAUUUCUGGGGUGACUUUGUCAGCUGCCCAGAAUGUCCAAGCCAGGCUGGUUCUCUGCAUCCUUUGAAUGACCUGUCUUCUUCUGUAACCACAGGUAAGAAAGGUGCCCAAGGCUUAUGUUGCGGGUGGCAUGCAUGUGGAGAGAUUGUGGAUGUGGGGUCAAAGAAAUACUAGCAGUUUCUGGGUACUCAGGAGAAAUACUAGCAGUUUCUGGGUAGCAGUUUCUGGGUACUUAUGUCGGAAUGCUGGAUGUCACCUGCUCCUAGAAAUAUUUUAGUCUCCUGGUUGUCCCUGCUGAGGCUGUCCACAGCCAGGUGACGAUGAACACCUCCUGGCUAGGAUGGCUAGCCCAGUCUCAGGAAUAGUGGCUUUAUUAUACUGUAUCUGCUCCUAUGUCUUUAUUACUGCUGUCUGUUCUUUUGUUCAUUUAUUUAUUCAUUCAGUAAAUUGUCUAUGUGCUUUAAAAGGGCUAAAAGACACCAAUGCUAUUUACUCACUUAGAAGGCAAAUACCUUCCAAGGUUCUUCAAGUUCUUUACAGCUGGGCUUGUUCCAAGGCUGGCGUUUGUGAAGUGGAUUCCUCCAUCAGCUGGUGUGGUAGUUCAGAUGACCUUCCAGAUCCCACCCAACCUUGAGAUGUUAAACUUCUGUGAUUGAGCAAAGCAGAUAUAAAAGCUAGAAAUAUACCCUCUAGCCCCUAAGCACCUCUAGUGAAUUUAUUGGGAAGAAGAAACAGUACCAGUUUCUCUAAUGGAGGGGCUUCUUUGGGAGUGUAGUGUUGCCAGUUGUGAAAAAGCUGAGACCCGUAUGCUUGGGGAGGUUCUGGACGGUAGAAAGGAACCAGAUGGGAUGGAAGCAGCCUUUCGGGAGAAGGAAGUAUUAGUAAAAAGAGGAGAAUGUGGGCUGGUGGGUGGGAAGUUGAAAACAGCAGUAGUAGAAUCAUGGGCAGGGAAGUGAGCUCAAAUCACCUUGACUUCCAUAGAACCAGGUUUCAAGCAGGCUAGAGAUGCUGCAGUGAGUGUGGGGGUGGGGUGGGGGUGGCUGGCACUGGUGUACAUGAGCAGCGACACAAGCCCAAUGGGGACACUGAUGUCCGAGCACUUUACAUAUGCAAUCUCUUUUACAUAGGCUUCUCUGUACACCCCAUUCACCUAGACCCACUUUACAACCAGGGACCUCAUUCCAUUCUCUCCUCUUCCCCAAAUCUGCCAAUCCAGCCACUUAGAGGGUCAAAGUGUGCAGCUCUUUUUCUUUUGACAUCUUCCUAACCAGAGGUGGAAGUUCCCUCUAAUUACUGUCAAUCACCUGGAACAAUUCCUCCUUUGGUUUCCAGUGAUAAGUUAAAUGAAAUGAUAUAGUGGGCUCAUCACAGGGGGUGCAGAUUUGAGGCAUCUUGCUGGGAAUACAUCCUCUAGAGUCACCGCAUCUUAUUUGCACAUUCUUCUGGGGGGUCCAGGGUGGCUCUCCUUGGAUCUCUACAUGAUGCAAUUUUAGUAUGCCUGGAUUCCUAUCCUCACUAAUGGAGAAAAAAAAUCUCCUUUUAAAAAAAUGCACUUGGUUAAAAGGUGAAACACAUGAUAGCUUUGGAAUUUGCAACGAUAUUGAUUGGCUGGAUAAGAAAGUGAAUCUGCACUAGAGGAACCUCCUAGAAUCUGGGAUCCAGGUGGACCUAGCUUUGGGGUGAGGUGCCUGUUCCCUCUCCUCACUUGUCCUCAACAGACCUCAGUCCUGAUGGCGGCUUAACAAUGACAGACACAGUGCUAGGGUCUACAGAACACAGGUGAGUACUGGCUGAGUUGCUUAUAUGAAAUUGCCCCCCUAGUUAACACCACAUUAUAAUUUAUCACAUUCUAGUUUCGAAGCUAAAGAUCUUAGCUUGAAUCUCAGCUUCAUCACUUUUUAUCUAUGUGGCUUUGGUCAACUUCUCUGAAUAUCAGUUUUUUUCUUUUUAACUUACAUGAAAGAGAUAAUAAUAUCUCUUCCCCACACCCUCCUAGGGGUCAUGUGAGGCCCAAAUAGGUCAAAGCUGCAAAAGUACUUUGUAAAUCUGAAAAAAACAUAAAUGCAUGGUGUUCUUAGGAAGACCUUUUAGGAAUUAACAUCAGGGGGGAUUCUGAAAUCCUCAUUCCCUGCACCAAAUCAGCCCUGUGUUCUAAUAUCUAGCAAAAACUUUAUGCCUGUAUGAAAGUAGACAUAAGCCAUGGAAUUUCACAACUCUUCUUUAUUUUAACUAGCAAAUGAAACUUCUAGAUGGCACUGAGUCACAUGUAAAUGGGCAUGAGAUCUUUGAGGAUCUUAAAUCCUCCAGGGUAGAAAGGAUGAAAGAGACAAGAGACAAGGAACCAGAAUGGCAGCUUUGUGAUUAUCAGGUGUUUGAAUGAUUGUGGAGAGCAGAGAAAAAACCUCACCUCCUCUGCAGUUUCCCCUGGGUAUUAACGAAAUUUAAUCUCUGAUGACAACACUAGGGUCUCUAAACUCAAGUCAACCCAACUCAAGCAUCUCUCAGACGCUGAUGCAGAUUCAGACUCCGGGAAGAGCUUCCCAAUGUGGAGAGUUGUAAAAAGCCUGGAAAGGAUGCCUUGGGGAACUUGGGACCUCCCUGGAUGGCUUUGGAAGCAAUGGGGCUAAAUGAAUAAAAUCAUGCCCCACAUUAGGGGUGGAUGAGUGGAUGAGACUCUAGCAUUUUCCUUCCUUUUGGUUCUUCUCUAUUCAAGUUCACUCAGUUCCCUGUCCCUGGUGCCUGGCACACUGUUGGCCCUGAUGAAGAAUGAGGCAGUACAUUCUCUUACAGUCCAAGCAUGAAACAACAACAACAUCACAAAAUGAAUGAGGUAGUGGAAAGAUAAACAAAGAAAAGAGUCAACAAUCACACUAUGAGUGCAAAUGUUUGACGCCGUGCUGCUCCCCAAAUUAAGUGACAAGCCUUGGUCUCCUUCUUCAGGCUCUCGAGCCCUCCUCCUGCCCUGGGUACCUUUUGCAGGUGGCUCUGAAUACGUGGAACCCACAAAGUGGGCUGGGGCUUUGCUUGGGGCUGGAGGGAAGAGGUGAAUAAGAUACAGUGGUCACCCUUAAGGAGCGACCUCACGACAGGAAGUUCCACUUUUCUCUGAAAGCCCCCAUUUAACCUUUGAGAUCAAUGUGGCAAUCCCAUUUCCCGGGCCUCAGCCCUAAGGUGAUUCCAGAUGAACACAGCUGACUUUUAAAAAAAUUAUUAUUGUGGUAAAAUAUGCGUAACAUAAUUUACCAGUGUAACCAUUAUUAAGUGUAUAUACUUCAUCGUGUUAAGAACAUUCACAUUGUUGUGCAGACAUCACCACUGCCCAUCUGCAGAUUUUUUCAUCAUCCCAAACUGAAAUUCUGCACCCAUUGAACAACAGCCCCUCACUCCCCUCGCCCUAGCUCCUGGCACCCCCCCAUGCUACUUUCUGUCUCUAUGAAUUUGACUAUUCUAGGAACCUCCUAUAAACAGAAUCACAAUGUCUUUGUCUUUUUGUAACUGGCUUAUUUUACUUAGCAUAAUGUCCUCAAGGUUCAUCCGUGUUGUAGCAUAGAUCAGAAUUUCUGUCCUUUUUGAGGAUAAAUAAUAUUCCAUUGUAUGGAUAGACCACAUUUGUUUAACCAUUCAUCUGUCGCUGGAUACCGGAGUUGCUUCCACUUUUUACACAGCUGAUUGAUGAACUGCACUGCAUUCUGACGGAAGAGUGGAGUCAAAUCUACAGAGUUUGGUGGUCUGCUUGGGGGAAGUCCCUUGGGGACAAGCCCCUGCACCUUCGAGGGCCAGAGAUCCCAGACCCUGCCACUGCGGUUCACCCGAGCCACAGAAGCUGCUGAUGCCCAGGCUGGGGUUUGGUGGUGAGAGGAAGCCUCGCAGAAUCCAGCAGCAGCUCUGCUGGGGACAUGGUCUGAGGUGCAACCCACAGUGAAGCCCUGACCUGACCUCCUGAUGCUCAGGGGAAGCCAUGGGCCCCUCCCGUCCUGCGUUCCUGUCCUUCACAAAGCUCAGUCUGUGGUGGCUCCUUCUGACCCCAGCAGCAGGUGGAGAGGAAGCCAAGCGCCUACCUCCCAGGGCUCCUGGAGACCCCCUCUCCUCUCCCAGUCCCACGGCGUUGCCGCAGGGAGGAUCCCAUACCCAGGCUGAGGACCGGCUCUUCAAACACCUCUUCCGGGGCUACAACCGCUGGGCGCGCCCGGUGCCCAACACUUCAGACGUGGUGAUUGUGCGCUUCGGACUGUCCAUCGCUCAGCUCAUCGACGUGGAUGAGAAGAACCAAAUGAUGACCACCAACGUCUGGCUAAAACAGGAGUGGAGCGACUACAAACUGCGCUGGAACCCCGCCGAUUUCGGCAAUAUCACAUCUCUCCGGGUCCCUUCUGAGAUGAUCUGGAUCCCCGACAUUGUCCUCUACAACAAUGCAGAUGGGGAGUUUGCAGUGACCCACAUGACCAAGGCCCACCUCUUCUCCACGGGCACUGUGCACUGGGUGCCCCCGGCCAUCUACAAGAGCUCCUGCAGCAUCGACGUCACCUUCUUCCCCUUCGACCAGCAGAACUGCAAGAUGAAGUUCGGCUCCUGGACUUAUGACAAGGCCAAGAUCGACCUGGAGCAGAUGGAGCAGACGGUGGACCUGAAGGACUACUGGGAGAGCGGCGAGUGGGCCAUUGUCAAUGCCACGGGCACCUACAACAGCAAGAAGUACGAUUGCUGUGCCGAGAUCUACCCUGAUGUCACCUACGCCUUUGUCAUCCGGCGGCUGCCACUCUUCUACACCAUCAAUCUCAUCAUCCCCUGUCUGCUCAUCUCCUGCCUCACCGUGCUGGUCUUCUACCUGCCCUCUGACUGCGGCGAGAAGAUCACGCUGUGCAUCUCGGUGCUGCUGUCGCUCACCGUCUUCCUGCUGCUCAUCACCGAGAUCAUCCCGUCCACCUCGCUGGUCAUCCCGCUCAUCGGCGAGUACCUGCUGUUCACCAUGAUCUUCGUCACGCUGUCCAUCGUCAUCACCGUCUUCGUGCUCAAUGUGCACCACCGCUCCCCCAGCACCCACACCAUGCCCCGCUGGGUGCGGGGGGCCCUUCUGGGCUGUGUGCCCCGGUGGCUUCUGAUGAACCGGCCCCUGCCAUCCUUGGAGCUCUGCCACCCCCCAGGCCUGAAACUCAGCCCCUCUUAUCAUUGGCUGGAGACCAACAUGGAUGCCGAGGAGAGGGAGGUGGUGGUGGAGGAGGAGGACAGAUGGGCGUGUGCAGGUCACGUGGCCUCCUCUGUGGGCACCCUCUGCAGCCACGGCCACCUGCACUCCGGAGCCUCAGGUCCCAAGGCUGAGGCUGUGCUGCAGGAGGGUGAGCUGCUGCUGUCACCCCGCAUGCAGAAGGCACUGGAAGGCGUACACUACAUUGCCGACCACCUGCGGUCAGAGGAUGCCGACUCUUCGGUGAAGGAGGACUGGAAGUACGUCGCCAUGGUCAUUGACAGGAUCUUCCUCUGGCUGUUUAUCAUCGUCUGCUUCCUGGGGACCAUCGGCCUCUUUCUGCCUCCAUUCUUAGCUGGAAUGAUCUGACUGCACCUCCCUCAAGUUGGCUCCCAGGGCACCCCCGCUGGCCAUCUUUUGACCAUCUCUGCUGCAGCUGCUUCUAGUGUCCUCUUUGGGGUGAGCAGGUGUCUCUCUGCGGAGUCUGGACACUGACCCAGGCAUUGCAGGCUUCCAUCCAGCUUAACAUUAUUGUACCAGGGCUGAGAGCCUGCUGGGUGCAGACUCCUGUUUUGGAUACUGAGGAGCUAGGGAAGCUCUGCAGAAGGUCACAAUAGUGUGGUGACCAAGUGGGGCAGAGUAAGAUUCUCCUGGAGGAGCAGUGCAGACCCUAAGUGACAGAAGGGUCAACCAGGGGGACAGUGGGGCCAGGGUGACAAGGAAGGGAAUGCAGACCUCAAAGGAGGGGCCAUGGGGGCAAAGGGGAGGGUUCCUUGGGGGUGGAAGGGCUCUGAACAAUGUUUAGACUUGGGAAUGAGCCCGAAGUGCCAGGGAGAACAGCCAGGUGAGGUAGGAGGUUGGAGAGCCAGGUGGGGUCUCUCUCAGCCAGGCUGGGGAUGAAGUUCGGAGUCUGUCCGAGUUGCAGGGUGCUGAGCUGUACGAUCCAGCAGGGGAGUAAUAAGGGCUCUUCCGGAAGGGGAGGAAGCGGGAGGCAGGGCCUGCACCUGAGGUGGAUGUGCAGGGCAGAUCUUCCCUACCGGGGAGGGACGGAUUGUUGGAUACAGGUGGCUGGGCUAUUCCAUCCAUCUGGAAGCACAUUUGAGCCUCCAGGCUUCUCCUUGACGUCAUUCCUCUCCCUUCCUUGCUGCAAAAUGGCUCUGCACCAGCCGGCCCCCAGGAGGUCUGGCAGAGCUGAGCCAUGGCCUGCAGGGCCUCCAUAUGUCUGUACAUGCGCAGCGGGCAAACGUGAAAGCCCAUCCUGAGCUGCUCCUGACCCAACUCAAACUCAUCUCGUUCGGCCUGUCCUCCCUCCCUCCCUCCGCCCUCCUUCCUCCCCAGGAACCCUGUUCCCUGUGCCUGGCUCCAUCAGCAUGAGGCCUCACUUGGGAGUUGAAGAUCUUUGCCUUUAGUUCCUUUGAUUCUGAAAUUCUCAAGGGCAGGACCUCUGCCUGUUAUUUUUCCCAUCCCCAGCACCUAGCACAGCACCGGGUGAGUGGGUCAGCACUUAAGGCGUUUGUUCUGAGUGGCUGAGGGGAGCAAGCUGGAUUGUUUGGGCCCCAGGACUGCUAUGUAGAUGGCAAAGCUGUGAUCCCAUCCCUUAUCAGCCUGGCCCGUCUCUCCCAGAGCCCCAGGGUGUGUUGACCUGCUCUGAACCCCUCAGAGCCGCCUGUGUGUGCACUUUGGAAGGCACCACCCCAAAGCCUGAGGCUGCACCCGGGAUCCCAGGCCUAGCUGCUGCUCCUGGGAUCGGGCAGCAAACCUCUCCCCAGCUCUGUCCAGACCAGAGGGUGGGACCUUGGCAGCUAACAGAUGUGGGCACUGGCUUCUUGGGACAGUGUGGAGGCUCCAGGCAGGAAGCCGACCAGGGCGAGCUUCCAGUUUCCUUUUGGUCCUAGGGGUCCCCUCCUUCCAAACCCCGAAUAUCUCUCCCUGACACUCCCAGCCUGCCUGUGACACCCUGGCCCACGCCCUGCCAUGCCUCAUUCCUCUCCCACUAUCCCCUGCUCAUGGCCCAUCUGGUUUCUGUCUCCUGUCUACUCCUAUGCAUGCAGCCCCCAGCCUCCCCUCUCCUCCCGCUUGCUCUCCGGAGGCCUCAGGCUCCCAGACCCACUCUCCUGAGACAGUGAGGUUCACUCCUGUUGUCCACAUCUCCCAUCCGUCUUGCAUGUGAAUAAAGAGAUUAAAUAAAGCUGCACCUACUGCUUACUCAA